CCAGACCUGAUUCGUUUCAAUAACUACAAGCAAUCAAAUAAAAAUAUCAAUUUUGUUAUUAUUGUGUGGGUAUUUAUUUAAAAAUGACAUAAAUGAACGGCAAUUGCCAUUAAUUGCUGUCUCCACGGGACGAUCUGCACAAGGGGAUUGGAGAUCUACCUUUGCCCCUUUUCAAUUCUGCUCCUGUUGUCUAAUUUUCCUUCAUUCUCUCUCGCUCUCUCGCUUUCUCUCUCGUCCAAGUGCCAUGUGCAGUGUUUGUAGCAGAAUACAUUUUUCAUUUAUUUUCAAUCCUUAUUAGGUAAUGAAGGGUUUGUCAGACUCAAGUGAGAAUCCAUCAUUGCCUCUCGUGCAUUCUACUUGCACAGAGAAAGAACUGGCACCUGAGGCUAGAGAAGAAGAGCAACAUCAUUCUUUACAUCCAAAGGCAACCUUAUGGUCAAGUUUCAUUUCCUCCUUCUCUGUCUUUGAGUCUCACAGUGACAUAUCCUCCUCUGAUAGAACUCAAAGCUCCAUUGCUGGGACGUCUGGGUGGACAGCAGCGGUUAGGAGAGCAGUUGCUAGUGGUCCUAUGAGGCGACUCCAGGAGCGCAUUAUGGGGCCCUGGUUGACAGGUUCCUCUGCAUCUGGUAGUGCAAUUUGGCUUCUAGGGACGUGCUAUAAGAUUUUGCCUGAUGAAUCUUCUAGUGAGUCCACUAGUAGCCAAGGCUUUGUGGAUUUUAUGGAUGAUUUCUCGUCAAGGAUUUGGAUCACUUACAGAAAAGGUUUUGAACCAAUAGAAGAUACAAAUAUUGUUAGUGAUGUUGGCUGGGGAUGUAUGCUUCGGAGUGGGCAGAUGCUGGUAGCUCAGGCUUUGCUUUCUCAUCAUUUAGGGAGGUCUUGGCGAAAGCAAAUGGAUAAGCCAUUCGAUCGGGAGUAUAUCGAGAUCUUGCAAUGUUUUGGAGAUUCCCUGUCUGAGGCGUGUCCUUUCUCUAUACACAAUAUACUCGAAGCUGGAAAAUCUUCUGGCUUAACCGCUGGUUCCUGGUUGGGGCCAUAUGCAUUAUGUCGUUCAUUGGAGGCACUUGUGCGUGCUGGAAAGGAACGUUGUAUCACUGGGAAGUUCAAUUGUAUAUUUCCUAUGGCAGUUUAUGUUGUUUCUGGUGAUGAAUAUGGUGAACACGGGGGAGCUCCAAUUCUUUGCAUUGAUGAUGCUGUUAGACUGUGUGCAGAGUGGUCCAAUGGACAAGGGGAAGCUCAGGUUCCUCUUUUAAUAUUGGUGCCCCUUCUUCUUGGUGUAGGAAAGAUUAAUCCAAGGUAUAUACCCUCACUUUGUGAAACAUUCACAUUCCCCCAAAGUCUUGGAAUGGUUGGUGGAAAGCCUGGAGCCUCAACCUAUAUGAUAGGAGUUCAAGAUGAUCAAGCUCUGUACUUGGAUCCACAUGAAGUGCAGCAGGUGACGGAGAUAUCGCCUGAUAAUAUGGGGGUUGAUACUAGCUCCUAUCAUUGCAGUGUUGUAAGAAAGAUGGCACUCAGUGGCAUUGAUCCAUCAUUAGCCAUAGGUUUUUACUGCCGAAAUAAAGAUGAUUUUGAUGACUUGCAUGCACGAGCAACUCACCUUGCAACUCAAUCAAAUGGGGCUCCAUUGUUCACUGUUACCAAGAGUCUCAACAAAUCAAAGGAAAUAAGUGCCUGCAUAUCUGAGGGAGUGAAAUCAGUGUCAGAAAUUCAAGAUUCUGUGACCCUAGAGAAUGAAAAUGUGACGAGUCCAUCUUCUAGUGAAGAUGAUUGGGAAAUUGUUUGAUUGUCAAACCAGAUUGUUGCUGGCUGUUGACUAACAUGUUAACUUGAAUGAUUAAAAAUCAGUCUCAGAUUAUUUGCUUUUGCAAAGGUUACUAUUACAAUUUACACUUAAUUUUCAUUCAUGAUACCGGUUCAUAAAUUGGUAGUAACUGCAUAGCAGUUGACAGUAGCUGCAUUAUAGUUGAGAGAUGAGCAGGUAUUAUUUGUGAUUCUGUAGCAGUGGAUAACUUAUUGUCAGUUUGUAUUCUUUUCAUCCAAUUUAUUGCCACUGUAAUGAAUAACUGAUUCAUUGAUUUGGGGAAAUGCCUUGAUCUGUUUAAUGAUGUGUUGUCGACAAAAGGCCAGUUAGAAUUCCAACAGAAAUGAAAAAUAGUGAUUUGAUUUGUGUA
Molecule: messenger RNA, 2168 nt
Organism: Cryptomeria japonica (Japanese cedar)
Lineage: Eukaryota; Viridiplantae; Streptophyta; Pinopsida; Cupressales; Cupressaceae
Product: cysteine protease ATG4B
Exons: 9
Coding region: 302-1780 (492 amino acids)
Molecular function (GO): protein-phosphatidylethanolamide deconjugating activity
Source: RefSeq, a predicted model, not a curated record